Molecule: messenger RNA, 1572 nt
Organism: Seminavis robusta
Lineage: Eukaryota; Bacillariophyta; Bacillariophyceae; Naviculales; Naviculaceae
Source: the annotation of a GenBank genome assembly
AUGAAGCCUUCUCUAUCAAUUCCAAUUAAAACCACUACCGAUGGAAGCAGCGGUGAUCUGGUGGCUCUUGAUACCACGUCGUCAGAAGUAGACUUUGUGGCUCGAGAAUUGGGUGUUCAAAGAGACAAGACCUUUCAGGAAGCAGGUCUUUCCUUGGAGCGUUUCCCUCAGUCUUCUGAUGAGGCAGAUCUGAUUGAUAAGCUCUUGGCUGAUGAUCUUGAGAAGCUGUCGUUUGAAGAAAAAGAGCGUACCGCAUUUGACAUCCAUGGGAUGGCCCAUGAAUAUCAUGAUCCCGAGAACAUUGAUGAGCUGCUAGAGCAGUUGGAGCUGGAAAUUCGAAAGAUACCAGACCGAAAAGCCUAUGAAAAAGCCAAGUACUUGAACGAAGAAUAUGUGAUUGGUCGGGAAUUUCGGCUCAUGUUUCUUCGGUGCGAUGAGUUUGAUGUCAAGGCAUCGGCACAAAGAAUAGUAACACAUUUUGAGGUCAAGAGGGAAGUGUUUGGUGAUGGACCGGCCUUGGCCCGAAAGCUGUGUAUGAGUGAUCUCAAUGAAGAUGACAUGACGGUUUUGAAAUCAGGAGCCUGGCAGCUUUUGCCUGUGCGUGAUGUUGCUGGCCGUCUGGUCAUGUUAGUAUCACCAAGUUGCCGAGUUGAAUCUCUGGCUGUGGAAUGCCAUCUACGUGCUAUCAUGUUUUUCUUGAUGUCCAUCCUCCAAACUGAGGAUGCUCAAAAGAAGGGCAUUGUUGCUGUGAUGUGGUGGUCCGGGCAAUCACUGCUGCAAGUGCAACAAAAUAUAUUUACCCAAGUACAGCGAAUGAAAAAGCUCAGGCCUGGGAUCCCACGCAAGGUUUCUGGCAUCCAUUUCCUGCUCGGCCAAGAAUAUCUACGUCCGUUGGUUGGUGGUAUUCGUUGGUUCAUCCACGAGCAUCUCAGGGCUCGAACGCGUGUCCACUUUGGGGACUUUCAACAGCUCAUAUUCGAAUUGCAGACCUUUGGAAUCCCAACUGAUUGUCUCCCAUUUAAUGCAAAUGGACCCAUGAAUCUUGAGAAUCAUCUUCAAUGGAUUCAAAGCCGACGCAAACAGGAAGAAAAAGGCAACAACAAUACAGUUGAUAUCAUCGUCCCCCGUCGAUUCGAUGUCCUCUUUGGGCGAGGACAUCAUACUAGGAAUCAUACAGGAAACUUACGGGCUGCGCACAUUGCCGACAUGUUUCGGGACAAGUAUGAGGCUGCGGGAAAGUACGAAAAGACAGCAAUUGCUGAACGCAUUGUCAAAAUUAUCAGGGAAUCACAAGGACGGUUUUUGAAAUGGGAAGAUGAUGCAUGGGUGGAAGUGGACCAACAAACUGCAAGGAAUAAGAUCUCCCAUUUUUACCGAAAUACACGCAACAAGCCCCAAUCGAGCAGCCCCAGCAAAAACAAGGCAGCCCCCUCCUCCGAUGGCUCAGUCUCGGGUGGUUCAACUGGGUCGGACGGGGAGUCACUGGCAGCAGCUUCCUCCAAGCGAAUGUCACCAGAAGCAGUCCAACAAUCAUCGCAACGAGGUCAUAAAAGGUACCAAAGGCAUACCUAA